AUGUCCUUCCAGGGCAAGAAGAGCAUCCCCCGGAUCACGAGUGACCGCCUUCUGAUCAGAGGUGGGAAGAUCGUCAAUGACGACCAAUCCUUUUAUGCUGAUUUGUAUGUGGAAGACGGUUUGAUAAAACAAAUUGGAGAAAACCUCAUUGUCCCUGGGGGUAUCAAAACCAUCGAUGCCCAUGGCCUGAUGGUCCUACCAGGUGGAGUCGAUGUCCAUACAAGGCUGCAGAUGCCUGUCCUGGGCAUGACCCCAGCUGAUGACUUCUAUCAAGGCACCAAGGCAGCCCUUGCAGGAGGGACCACAAUGAUCUUGGACCACGUGUUCCCCGAUGCGGGCACGAGCCUGCUGGCAGCCUAUGAGCAGUGGCGGGAGCGGGCGGACAGUGCAGCCUGCUGUGACUACUCCCUGCACGUGGACGUCCCCCGCUGGCAUGAGAGCAUCAAGGAGGAGCUGGAGGCCCUGGCCAAGGACAAGGGCGUGAACUCCUUCCUGGUCUUCAUGGCGUACAAGGACAGAUGCCAGUGCACAGACGGCCAGAUGUAUGAGAUCUUCAGCAUCAUCCGGGACCUGGGGGCCGUGGCCCAGGUGCACGCAGAGAAUGGAGACAUCGUGGAGGAGGAACAGAAGCGGCUGCUAGAGCUCGGCAUCACCGGCCCUGAGGGCCACGUGCUCAGCCACCCUGAGGAGGUGGAGGCCGAGGCCGUGUACCGAGCAGUCACCAUUGCCAAGCAGGCCAACUGCCCGCUGUACAUAACCAAGGUGAUGAGCAAGGGCGCGGCCGAUGUGAUUGCCCGAGCCAAGCGCAGAGGAGUGGUCGUGUUUGGGGAGCCCCUCACUGCCAGCCUGGGCACUGAUGGCUCACACUACUGGAGCAAGAACUGGGCCAAGGCUGCGGCCUUCGUCACAUCGCCCCCCAUCAACCCGGACCCCACCACUGCAGACCACCUCACCUCCCUGCUGGCCAGCGGGGACCUCCAGGUGGCCGGCAGUGCCCACUGCACCUUCACCACUGCCCAGAAGGCCGUCGGCAAAGACAACUUCACGCUGAUCCCCGAGGGUACCAACGGCAUCGAGGAGCGCAUGUCCGUGGUCUGGGAGAAAUGUGUGGCCUCGGGGAAGAUGGACGAAAACGAGUUUGUUGCUGUGACCAGCACGAACGCUGCCAAGAUCUUCAACUUCUACCCAAGGAAGGGGCGAGUGGCUGUGGGCUCUGACGCCGACCUGGUCAUAUGGAACCCCAAGGCCACAAAAAUCAUCUCUGCCAAGAGCCACAAUCUGAACGUGGAGUACAACAUUUUGGAGGGAGUCGAGUGCCGAGGAGCCCCCACAGUGGUCAUAAGCCAGGGCAGAGUGGUGCUGGAGGACGGGAACAUGUUCGUCACCGCGGGGACUGGCCGCUUCAUUCCUCGAAAGACGUUCCCGGACUUCGUCUACAAGAGGAUAAAGGCCCGCAGCAGGCUGGCGGAGAUCCACGGCGUGCCCCGUGGCCUCUAUGACGGGCCGGUCCACGAAGUGAUGGUGCCCACCAAGCCAGGGAGCGGCACCCAGGCUCGCGCAUCCUGCCCGGGCAAGAUUUCUGUCCCACCUGUGCGCAAUCUUCACCAGUCAGGGUUCAGCCUGUCUGGAUCACAGGCGGACGACCACAUCGCCAGGCGCACGGCUCAGAAGAUCAUGGCGCCCCCAGGCGGACGCUCCAACAUCACCUCUCUUUCCUAG
Molecule: messenger RNA, 1719 nt
Organism: Cynocephalus volans (Philippine flying lemur)
Lineage: Eukaryota; Metazoa; Chordata; Mammalia; Dermoptera; Cynocephalidae
Gene: DPYSL4
Product: dihydropyrimidinase like 4
Exons: 14
Coding region: 1-1719 (572 amino acids)
Cellular component (GO): cytoplasm
Molecular function (GO): hydrolase activity, acting on carbon-nitrogen (but not peptide) bonds
Source: RefSeq, a predicted model, not a curated record